AUCGAGAAGCGUGUUGUUGGCGGAAGUAUUUCGUACGUCUGCCUUGUAGUUCAUUUAAAGCUCCAUGUGGCUGUAAUUGUCACGUUUAAGUCAAUCUGUGCCUCUUAAAACAAUCAAAAUGGGUAAAAAGGGUAAAAAAGAAAAGAAAGUGAAAGGAGCGGAGAAAACAGCCGCAAAAAUGGAGAAGAAGGUGUCAAAAAGAUCGAAAAGAGAGGAGGAGGAUUUAGAGGCUUUAAUAGCAGAAUUUCAGUCUCUGGACGCAAAAAAGACGCAGGUGUUGGAGACGGCGUGUCCCCCUCCGUCCCCCAGGUUGAACGCUUCUCUGUGCGCGCAUCCCGAAAAAGACGAGCUGAUUUUGUUCGGAGGGGAAUUUUUCAAUGGGAAGAAAACAUUUCUGUACAAUGAAUUAUUCUUCUACAACAUUAAGAAAAACACCUGGGUGAAGGCAGAGAUCCCGAACCCUCCUCCAAGACGCUGCGCUCAACAGGCAGUGGUAGUUCCCCAGGGUGGAGGGCAGAUGUGGAUAUUUGGAGGGGAGUUUGCGUCCCCUGACGGCGAGCAGUUCUAUCAUUAUAAAGAUCUGUGGGUGCUUCACCUGGGGACACGCACAUGGGAGCAAAUCAAAGCUCCUGGUGCUCCGUCUGGCAGGAGUGGACAUCGAAUGGUCCUGAGCAAACGACAGCUGCUUGUGUUUGGAGGCUUCCAUGAGAGCACCAGGGAUUAUAUUUAUUACAAUGAUAUUCAUGCUUUUAACCUGGACACAUUCACAUGGAGCCGUCUCCAGCCCACAGGAACUGGCCCCUGUCCCCGUUCAGCCUGUCAAAUGACCCCCACUCCUGACGGCAACGGUGUCAUCAUCUACGGCGGAUACUCCAAAAAUAGAGCGAAGAAGGAUGUGGAUAAAGGAACCAUCCAUUCUGACAUGUUCCUGCUGAGGAGGGAAGGCAAAGAGGAGCAAGAAAAGUGGACAUGGACACGAGUGAACCCUUCAGGAGUCAAGCCCCCUCCUCGGUCAGGCUUCUCUCUGGCGGUGGGCCCUGGGGGCCGGGCGCUGCUCUUCGGUGGCGUCUGUGAUGAGGAGGAUGAGGAAUCUCUGGAAGGAGACUUUUUUAAUGACCUUUACUUUUAUGAUAUCAACAAAAACCGGUGGUUUCCUGCUCAGCUAAAGGGCAACAAGUCAGAAAAGAAGAAGAGGCGCCGUGGGAAGAAGGGAGAACAGACGAAUGAAACUGAAGGGGAGAAAGAGGAGCCACAAGGUCCCACUGAGAUUGUUAAAGAGAUCGUGGGUGAGGAUGGAACGGUUAUGACCAUCAAGGAAGUGAUUCCAGCCGCACAGGCAGAGGAGGAUAGUGAGGAGGAGGAGGAGGAGGAUGGCGAAGAGGAGGAGGCGGCUGCAAUGGCUCCCCUGGUGGAGCCCUGUCCUCGCUCCAGCGCCAUGGCAACGGUGAAGCACGGCAAGUUGUACUUGUACGGCGGAAUGUUUGAGGUGGGAGAUCGACAAUUCACACUCAGCGAUCUCUACAGCCUGGACCUGCAUAAGAUGGACCAGUGGGAUGUUCUAGUGGAAAUGGACCCCAAGACGCAGGAGUGGCUGGAAGAAUCGGAAUCAGAAGAUGAAGAAGAAGCAGCAAAGGGCGGUGAUGAUGAGGAAGAGGAUGAGGAAGAGGAGGAAUCUGAAGAGGAGAGUGAAGAAGAUGCAGACCAUCCUCCAGUAAAGCCCGGAGAAGCGCUUGCGGAUUAUCAAACACGAACUGAGAAAUACUGGCUGGGUAUGGCCCGAGCCAACAUGGGUGCUGAUGCCAAAGAAAAGAAAGUACAAAAGGUCGGCCACGCCAUGGCCAAGGUGUUCUUUGAGGAUCAGGAAUGAGAUUAGUGUGUGUGUGUGUGAGAGAGAGAGAAGAUAAUUAAAGGGUUUGUUUGUGAGAAAGAGAAUGGAUAUGUGUUAUCAUAAAUAUUAGCAAGCUGUGUGUAUGAAAGUGCACAAAAAAGAACGGAUGGAUGUGUGUUUGAGUUUUAAAGUAGUUAAAACAUGUUAUUCUGACUGUAAUGUUUAAAAAAACAUGGCCUUACUCUUUUCUCACUAUUUUGUCCAUGUGUUUUUAUUAUUAAUAACAGAAGCUGAAUCUCAAAGUAGUUUAAUUAUUUGCGUUAAGCGUUGUUUUUUUCCUGCUUUCCGUAACCCUCUCUAAUCAGAUUCAGAAACCAUUUUUGGGUUGUGACCACUGCUCUAAAUCAUACUAAACUAGGCAAUAUUUAUAUUUUUUUAUAAUAUUUGAUCAAAUAAUUUCAUUAUUUAGCAUAAGCAAAUUGUUUACUCCUUUUUUUUUUUUUUUUUUUUUUUUUUUGAAGGGAUAUUGUGCAACAUAAAUUUGCUCCCUCAUCAUAAAUUGUGUUUGCUUAAAGUAAUUAUGUAAUAUCUUUAGUGAUUUGGUCCCAAGAAAUCAAAGAUUAUUCAGAAUCUUAUUUUCCUGCCCUUUUUUAAAUGUCAAAGAGAAAAGAAAUCAUUUUUAACUUGUUUCAGUGCCAUUCUUCCUGACUAAAGAUGACAGUUCUGUUAUCAGUUAGCAAAAAAAGUCAUAAAAGUUCAUAUUUUCAAGAUCAGUUGACAGACCUUUUUUCCUUCUCUGACAUACAUGAAUUUUAAAAAACGUCAGAGAUAUUAACAUAGUAAAGGAAAGCUUAUUGAAUGUUGCUCUUCUUUAAACAACUUUGAACAACUAACCUCUUUUACCCAUUAUUAUUAUCAGUCGUUUUGCUAGAAAACCUUUUUUCUUUUCUUUUUAUUGUCAUAAUGCAUUCCUGCUCUAAACAAAACUAGAAAGUAUGAAAUUGCAACAGGAAAAAAAAUGCUAAAUAAAUAAAGCAGUAUAGAUAUAUACUAUUAUAAUAUUUAUUCAUAUUUUGUAUUUUUUUUUCACUUUUAGUCAUUUAUUUUUAGUAUUUUUAUUUAUUUUUUUAUUUCCGUUUCAUUUUUCAACUGAAACGUGUUUAUUUCAGUUAGUUGCCAAAGCAACAUUUCUCAUUUUUUAUUUUUUUUGGAAAGUUUGUCAUCAUUUACAAUUUAUUUUAUUUCAGCUUUGUUUCAUUUAAUGAAAAUGAUUUUAAUAGUUGAAGUUAACAAUAACAACACUGGACUUAGAUUUUUGCUGUAUAUCUAUUGAUAUGCUCUAUUAUAGUGAUAGUUGCCGUGUGUCUCAAACUGCUGUCAUUUUGUCAUUCACAGCUUUUUAAAAUGCAGUAUUUGUCUAAACGUGAGAGAUAAUCGCAACAAAUAUCAGAACAGAUGUGUUCUGUGAAAGACAUCUAUAAGAAGUUUUGUCUUUGAGCUGAAGAAAGCUAAAUCGGAUGGCCAAGCGGCAAUCACAGCUUCUAAAUGAAAGGCGCUUCCCACAUUGACCUAUUUUUUGUUGGCUGUGAAGAAUGAGCGAUGUAGAAAGAGAAGCUAAUGAAUAAUAAAUGGCGGAUAGAGAAAUGGAUGAGGUUACGAUUAUGCAGCCAACUGUCUCUCAUCUCCCCUCUUUCUCUCUCCAUCUCGCCAUCUUUUUUAAAAUUCAGAAUUUCUUUUUAAAAAGACAGAGUUUAUAAAUAACUAAAAAGUCACCGUUUUUACAGCCCUGCUCUGACGUCGUGAAGCACAUGAACCUACUGUCGUCAGAGAGGCGUCAGAAGAGUGUGUGUGAGAGGGAGAAACCGGGACAGAUUUGCUAGUUCUCUAAGAUUUGCUAAGAUGUUUGUAGGUCACAUUACUUGAUUGAUUCAAUUUAUUUACCUAGUGGCUGUCUUUAUGACCUCAUUAGUGUGCUGAACCAAUAAGACAGAGUUUGAUAAAAGAUAAUGAUUCAUAAUUGAAGCUUGACUAAUUCUAUAGCUUGAGGACAUGUUUCCUCACAUUAUCUAAUUUGUUUGGACACAGUUUGAAAAGGCUUGUAAAUGGAGCCAUUUAAUGAUCUUUUACUGAUCAAAGGUGUUACAAUGAAGUUUCAGAAAGAAUUGAUGCAGUAGACUCUCGCAAAACUUUUUUGAAUCUUUUGAUUUUGGGUUGUGUGUGUGUGUGUGUGUGUGUGUGUGUGUGUGCAUAUAUAUAAGACAUGUAAAAAAA
Molecule: messenger RNA, 4099 nt
Organism: Onychostoma macrolepis
Lineage: Eukaryota; Metazoa; Chordata; Actinopteri; Cypriniformes; Cyprinidae
Gene: klhdc4
Product: kelch domain containing 4
Exons: 12
Coding region: 119-1867 (582 amino acids)
Molecular function (GO): protein binding
Source: RefSeq, a predicted model, not a curated record